UACGGAUUACAACACUCAGUAGUCUGAUUCCGGCAUUUGCACAACCAGCAAAACAAACAAACCAACAAUUAUCAACAUGAAAUUCGUUAUUGUUUUCGUCGCCCUCUUCGCUUUGGCCUUUGCUGCCCCCGCUGAUGUCGAAGUCGUCGAAUCGAGAUCCGUUGUCGAGCCAGAGAGCUACGACUUUGCCGUGAAGACCAGCGAUGGUACAUCAAAACAAGAAUCCGGUCAAUUGGUCAACCCAGGUGCUGAGGAUGAACACAUUUCUGCCCGCGGUUCAUACUCUUUCGUCGCUGAUGAUGGUCAAACCUACACCGUCACCUAUGUUGCUGAUGAGAACGGUUUCCAACCACAAGGUGCUCAUUUGCCCGUCGCCCCUGAGGCUUAAGUUUCAUUCUCAUUAAUUGAGUUUGAAUUGGUGGAAGUGUUAUUAGAUUAUAAGUAAAGCGAUGUUGAAUAAAUGAUUAAUGAAAAAAAAAA
This is a messenger RNA of Zeugodacus cucurbitae (melon fly), 480 nucleotides long. Its product is annotated as larval cuticle protein 65Ag1-like. The transcript has 2 exons. Lineage: Eukaryota; Metazoa; Arthropoda; Insecta; Diptera; Tephritidae. Gene Ontology annotation, molecular function: structural constituent of chitin-based larval cuticle. The coding region runs from base 77 to 388 and encodes 103 amino acids. Gene Ontology annotation, cellular component: chitin-based extracellular matrix. The record is from RefSeq and is a predicted model, not a curated record.